Molecule: messenger RNA, 4302 nt
Organism: Clarias gariepinus (North African catfish)
Lineage: Eukaryota; Metazoa; Chordata; Actinopteri; Siluriformes; Clariidae
Gene: msh6
Product: mutS homolog 6 (E. coli)
Exons: 10
Coding region: 68-4189 (1373 amino acids)
Biological process (GO): mismatch repair
Cellular component (GO): MutSalpha complex; nucleus
Molecular function (GO): ATP-dependent DNA damage sensor activity; mismatched DNA binding; ATP binding
Source: RefSeq, a predicted model, not a curated record
GGUUCUCUGCAUAGCUAGUGUGGAGAGGCAGGUUAGCGUUCCAAAUAUUAAUUUUGUACAACUAGUUAUGGCAAAGCAAAGUUCCAUUUUUAAUUUUUUUACAAAGUCGCCUCCAGCUGUCGCGAAAACAAAAUCUAAUCCGUCUCCCACCGAAGCAGAUUUACCUUCAGUUACUAAAUCCAGCAGUUCCCCGAAGGAGGAAGCUAAACAUGCAGCUCCCAGUAGUAGGAAAUCUGCGGAAAAAUCCACCAAGAUUCUGGCUAAAGUCGGUCAUGGCAAAAUCUUUGGACAAAGAGUUACGGAUGCAAAUCAAAGCUCUUCAUUUUCGCUAAAUGCGGGAGAUUUGGUAUGGGCAAAACUAGAAGGACACCCAUGGUGGCCCUGCAUGAUAGUGCCCCAUCCGAUGAAUGGCCAGCAGAUGAGGGGCCGAGGACAAGAUCAAAGAGUGCAUGUCCAUUUUUUUGAUGAACCGUCAUCAAGGGGUUGGGUCAGAAAGAAGUACAUUCAGGACUACAAAGGUUCGGAAAGCACUGAUGCAAAACCAGGUGGUUUGUUCUUCAGUGGCAAGCCUGAAAUUCGCAGGGCAAUGGCGUUGGCAGACCGUGUGCUGCAGGACAGUCCUGAACAGAGACUAAAGAUGCCUGUCUGUAUGGAUGCCUCUGAUGAGGAGGCAGAUUCCAGUGAAGUGAUGGAGGUUGAAAAAUCAACAGCCUCAGAUGAAGAAAUGUCAGAAGAAGAGGUUCAGAAGGUAAAGCCUAGCAGGCGUUUGUCACGUGCUGCAGCAGAACAUGCUCACAAACCCAAACGUCGGCGUAUCGUGGUGGCCUCUGACAGUGAGGACUCUGGUGAGGAGUUCAAGCCAGAUCAGGCAGAAACCAGCAGUGAGGAUGAAGAUGGUGUUGUCAGUGUUGAGGAGGAGAGUAUAGCGGAAGAGAGUGUAUCUGAACCUGAACCAGACAGUCCUGUGAAACCUGUAAAACGAAAACGUGCAUCAGAGAAAAGUGCUAAAGCAAAGAGUACACCUAUAGUUUCAGAGAUCAAUAAGAGGAAUCCUGUGAGUCUUGCAGUUAACACAAAGUCACGUCUGUCUGCUUUUUCUGCUCCAGAAAGCUUUGAGAGUCAGAGCAGUGCUGCAGGAAACUUUGAUGGGACUGGUGUGUGGGACCAUGAAAAAUUGGAUUGGUUGCAAGAUGGCAAAAGAAAGGAUGCUCGGAGGAGGCGUCAGUCAGAUGAGGACUAUGACCCAACCACUUUAUAUGUGCCUGAUGAUUUCCUCAACAAGGUUACACCUGGUAUGCGUCGAUGGUGGCAGCUCAAGUCAGAGAUGUUUGAUACUGUUAUUUUCUAUAAAGUAGGCAAGUUUUAUGAGCUCUACCACAUUGAUGCUGUGAUUGGUGUUAAUGAGUUGGGACUUACUUUUAUGAAAGGCACCUGGGCACAUUCUGGUUUCCCUGAGAUAGGAUUUGGUCGUUUCUCUGAUGUGCUUGUGCAAAAAGGUUACAAGGUGGCACGUGUAGAACAGACGGAGACCCCUGAAAUGAUGGAAGUACGAUGCAAGGCUAUGGCCCGCCCCACUAAAUUUGACCGUGUAGUUCGGCGAGAGGUUUGCAGAGUAAUUACUCGGGGUACCCAGACAUAUAGUGUACUUGAUGGUGCUCCAUCUGAGGCUGACAGCAAGUAUCUGCUUAGUGUGAAAGAAAAAAAUCUGGAAGAAAACGCGGGCCAGUGCCACAUAUAUGGAGUUUGCUUUGUUGACAGCUCAGUGGGUUCCUUUUAUGUAGGCCAGUUCCAGGAUGACCGUCACUGUUCUCGUCUUCGUACCUUACUAGCACAUUAUGUGCCAGCCCAAGUGCUAUUUGAAAAGGGUAACUUGUCAGCUGAGACACGAAAGAUCUUUAAAGCUGCUUUGUCCUCAGCAAUGCUUGAAAGUCUCAGUCCUGGCUCACAAUUCUGGGAUGCUCAAAAAACUCUGAAAACCUUGGCAGAUGAAGAUUACUUUAAAGAAAUUAAAGUAAAGAGCAGUGAUUCAUGUUCAUUUCUCCCUAGUGCUCUAAAAGCAAUGACUUCUGAUAGCGACUCGCUAGGCCUUACUCCUAAAGAAGGAUAUGAGCUGGCCCUUUCAGCACUUGGGGGAUGCAUAUUCUAUCUUAAAAAGUGUCUGGUUGAUCAUGAGCUUCUUUCCCUGGCUAAGUUUCAGCAAUAUGUUCCAGUGGAUGUGGAGAAACCACAGUCGGAGAAUGCAUCAAAUUUCUUUGCUCAAACUUGUCAACGCAUGGUGCUGGAUGGAGUGACACUGGCCAACCUUGAGAUUCUCCAGAAUAGUUCUACUGGAGGCACAGAAGGCACUCUGCUUGAACAGUUGGAUACCUGCUGUACUCCUUUUGGCAAAAGGCUGCUAAAGCAGUGGCUUUGUGGUCCCCUCUGUAACCCAGCCUCCAUUAAUGAUCGUUUGGAUGCACUUGAAGACCUAAUGGCUGCUCCAGCACAAGCUUCUGAGGUUACAGAACUCCUGAAAAAACUUCCAGAUCUUGAACGGUUACUCAGUAAAAUCCAUAGUAUGGGUACCCCCCUAAAAGGACAGGACCACCCUGACAGCAGAGCAGUCUUUUAUGAGGAGAUAGUCUAUAGCAAACGCAAGAUUGCUGACUUCCUUUCAGCACUGGAAGGGUUCAGAACCAUGCAGGAAAUAGUCACAAUCAUGGAGUCAGUCUCAGUGGAGUUCAAAUCUAAAUUGCUGCGACAAGUAGUUAUCUUAAAAACAAGAAGCAAUGAAGGCCAUUUUCCCGAUCUUAGACCAGAGCUUACCCGCUGGGACACAGCUUUUGACCAUGAAAAAGCACGAAAAACUGGUGUGAUUACGCCUAAGGCUGGCUUUGACCCAGAGUAUGAUCAGGCUUUGAGUGGCAUCAAAGAAUGUGAGGGAAAUCUGCAAGACUACUUGGUUCGACAGAAAAAGAGACUUGGCUGCAAGAAUCUGUCUUACUGGGGCACAGGACGAAACCGCUAUCAAAUGGAGGUUCCAGACAGUGUUUCUGAGAGAAGCAUACCAGAAGAAUUUGAGGUGAGGUCCACAAAGAAGGGCUGGAAGAGAUACUCAACAAAAGAGAUUGAACAAAUGUUCUCAGAGUUGCAGAGCUGGGAGGACAAAAGGGAUGGUGCACUGAAAGAUUGUAUGAGACGACUAUUUUACAACUUCGAUAAAAACUACAGAGAAUGGCAAACUGCUGUGGAGUGCAUGUCAGUUCUUGAUGUGCUGUUGAGUUUGUGCCGAUAUAGCCAGAGUGGAAAUGGGAUGAUGGUAAAACCAGAGAUUGUUCUACCAGGAGAUAGCCCCCAUUUUUCCCCUUUCCUUGAGCUCCGAGGAUCCAGGCAUCCCUGUGUCACCAAAACCUAUUUUGGUGAUGACUUCAUCCCCAAUGACAUCUUUAUUGGUUGUCAUGCAAAUGAUGAAAGUGACAGCGCAGAUGAGAAGAAGAUACUAGCACCAUGUUUACUUGUCACAGGACCAAACAUGGGUGGCAAGUCCACUCUGAUGAGGCAGUGUGGCCUGGUUGUGAUCUUGGCACAGUUGGGUUGCUAUGUGCCUGCCGAAAGUCUCCGCCUAACCCCUGUAGAUCGAGUGUUCACUCGUCUUGGUGCCUCAGAUCGUAUUAUGUCCGGAGAGAGUACUUUCUUCGUAGAGCUUAGUGAAACAGCCAGUAUCCUCCUGCAUGGGACCACACAUUCACUUGUUCUUCUUGAUGAACUGGGCAGGGGAACAGCCACAUAUGAUGGCACAGCAAUAGCAAGCUCAGUGGUAAAGGAACUGUCAAAUAGGAUCUGCUGCCGAACGCUGUUCUCCACUCACUACCAUUCCCUGGUAGAAGACUUUGCUCAGGACUGUUCUGUUAAACUUGGUCAUAUGGCCUGCAUGGUGGAGAAUGAGUGUGAUGAGGACCCUAGCCAGGAGACGAUCACUUUCCUGUACAAGUUCAUCAGUGGUGCUUGUCCAAAAAGCUAUGGGUUUAAUGCUGCCCGCCUUGCCAGUAUCCCUGAAGAGGUGAUCCAAUCUGGGCAUUGCAAAGCCCGUGAGUUUGAGAAGAAUACCGUAGCUCUGAGAAUCUUCAAAAAAGUGUGUUUGUUUGCUGAAGACCCUACAGCUGACCGUGAACACUUUGCCAGACUGGUUCAGAUGAUUGACAAUGUGUAAUAGGAAGGGAAAACAAACAUGUUCGUACUCUGUACAAGAUCAUUGUUCUUUAGUUGGAAAGUUAAAUAUUUUCACUUUUACUAACAUGAUCUAAUAAAGUUUAUUCUCACUAG